UUGUUCCUCGGUGUAAGCGUUAAAAAAGAUGGAAAGAGUAUGGAGGGAGCAAGAGUUUCGCGCUUUGUUUCUGUCCUGUGGAUGAUGGUAUUUAUUCUGGAUGUUGGUCUGACGUCCGACGGUGAAUUCAGAGUGACCAAGAAGAGGACGGCACGGAUUACGGGAGAUAUAUACCUCGGUGCACUGUUUCCUGUUCAUUAUGCCCCUUCACAAAGGGAGGCCUACACUAGGACAUGUGGGAAAAUUUGGGAACAGUACGGUAUGCACAGGAUAGAAAUGUUCUUCCUCGUACUGGACGACAUCAACGAGGAUGAGAAUAUCUUACCAGGUAUUCAACUCGGUUGCGACAUCCGAGAUUCCUGCUGGUAUUCCCCGAUCGCUUUAGAAAACAGCAUUGACUUCAUCAAGGACUCGAUCGCCAGUUUGGAGGUGCAAGAGUUUGGAAACAGAUCCAACCAAGAAGAAUGUUCCCGCAAAAGAAACAAGCCUAUUGCCGGACUUAUCGGUCCGGGGUCCAGCGCCAGCUCUAUACAAGUUCAAAAUCUCCUCCAGAUUUUCAACAUCCCUCAGAUCGGAUAUUCGGCUACCAGUAUGGAUCUCAGUGACAAAUCUUUGUAUAAGUAUUUUGUGCGUGUUGUCCCACCGGACCGUUACCAGGCCAAAGCAAUGUUGGAUAUUGUCCUGAAAUAUAACUGGACCUACAUUUCCAUCGUUCACACCGAAGGUAACUAUGGCGCCAGCGGGAUUGAGGUUUUCAAGAAACUGGCCAAGGAAGAAGGAUUGUGUAUCGCCACCAGUGACCAGGUGUCCAGCAACGGGCCCAACGAGUCUUUUGACGAAGUGGUGAAGAACCUGAAAUCCGUAUCCAAUGCUCGUGUUGUCAUAUGUUUCUGUGAAGGAAUGACCAUCCGGAGGCUAUUUGAGGCCACCCGCAGACAGCGCUCCGUGGGUCACUUCCUUAUCAUCGGCAGCGACGGGUGGGCUGAUAGACCUGAUGUUGUGUCAGGAAUUGAAGAAGAGGCUGUCGGAGGAAUUUCCAUCAAGCUCCAUUCACCAAUUCUGGAGAGUUUUGAUAAAAAGUUUCUGUCCUUACGCCCUCAUAGUAACAUCAGAAAUCCUUGGUUUCGAGAGUUUUGGCAACAGAAAUUUUCUUGCUACCUUCCGGGACCUGACCAGGAUUUCACCUAUUCCAUGCCAUGCACAGGAAAUGAAACCAUCAAAGAUUUCAAGCAAGACGCCAAGCUGGGGUUUGUGGUGAAGGCUAUAUAUGCCAUGGCGUACGCACUUCAUAACAUGCAUCGUGACGUUUGUGGUGGGAAACCAGUGUGUCCCGCCAUGGAUCCGAUAGAGGGCGUCAAAUACCUGGAUUACCUGAUGAACGUGUCCUUCACAAGCUACAGCGAGGAAAACGUCCACUUUGAUCAGAAUGGCGACCCUCCAGGACGAUAUGACAUCAUGAACUUCCAGAAGGUGAAGCUUGGUAAUAGUAAUGCCUCGUACCGAUACAGUCGCGUGGGACAGUGGGACAGCGGAGUUCUAGACAUGGAGGACGAUGAGAUUUAUUGGCCAAGAACAGGAAGAGGGGUGAUUACCGAGUCAGUGUGCAGCAAACCUUGCCCAAAAGGAAACAUCAAGAAAGUGCGCGGGGUUCACUGUUGUUGGAUCUGCACGCCAUGUCGUGACAAUGAAAUCGUUGUGGAUGAGGACACGUGUAAGGCAUGCGCAAAGGGAUUUUGGCCGAAUGAGGACUUAACCGCAUGUGAGAUGAUACCCAUUGAGCAUAUCUACUGGAGCGACACCGAGUCCAUCGUGGCGAUCUGUCUGGCCUGUCUUGGAAUCUUGAUAACCUUUUGGAUCCUGCUGGUCUUUCUUCGCCACAACAACACGCCUGUGGUCAAAGCCUCCACCCGGGAGCUCAGCUAUAUCAUCAUGAUCGGAAUACUCCUGGCUUACGUGAGCAAUUUCGUGCUGGUCGCCAAGCCCUCUAUCGUCACCUGCUACUUCGGACGUAUUCUACCAGGGCUGGCCUUUGCCUUGAUAUAUGGUGCCUUAUUGACCAAAACAAAUCGUAUUGCAAGGAUUCUGGAGGGAAGCAAAAAAAUCAUGACAAAGAAACCCAGAUUUAUGAGCGCCUCGGCGCAGGUUGUCAUCACAUGUAUCAUUAUAGGUGUGGAAUGUUCAGUCAUCACAAUAAUGCUGAUAAUCCAGCCGGCCGACUCCAAACUUGAUUUUUCCAUCAAUCAGAGAGUGAGGCUGGUCUGUAACACCACCACAUUGGGCAUCAUAGUACCCUUGGGGUACGACCUUGCCCUUAUCUUCCUCUGCACGCUGUACGCCGUGAAAACCCGAAAUUUGCCGGAGAACUUCAACGAGGCGAAAUUUAUAGGUUUUACCAUGUAUACGACGUGCGUAAUUUGGACUGGCUUCGUUCCCAUCUACUUCGGUAGUGAGAAUAAAACAGUUACUAUGUGUAUAUCUAUAAGCGCCAGCGCUUCUGUGUCGCUGGCUCUUCUGUUCUUCCCUAAAAUUUACAUCAUCAUCUGGGCCCCGGAAAAAAAUACGAGGAGCGCCUUUACAACGUCUAAAGACGUGAGAUGUCAUAUAGGCUCUCAGUUGAGCGCCGGCCGGAGCUCUCAUUCCAAUUCCAACGACAGCUUAGAUUUCUUCCGUGAACGAAAGGACAACGUGGCUGUUCACAGACAAAAGACUUUCUUCGAUCGUUACCGGAACAAGAAUCGGAGAGGCACACUUCCGGCUAAUACCUACCGACAGAGAAUGUCGGUUCCUAACGUGUACCGGUAUUCCCGGUCUGACGUCGUGCAGCCGCAAGUGAAACAGAAACCCAGCUGGAAUACGUACAACGGAAACCAAAGGAAAACGAAAGAUUACAGCGCGCAUGCGAAGAAUGACAACAACGACUUGGAAGACUUCCCAAAAACUUUUCUGGACGUGGCUAAAAACGGUGACGAUAUGGAGUUAAAAGAGCUAAGUACGAUUAGCUCAAGGGACGAAUCGUCUCCCAUCAGCUCUCGCGGCAGUAAGAAGGAAAGAUUCAGUUUUCCUCUUCGUCAUGACAGUGCGUGCCAAACAGGUGACGACCUCCUUAUUCAGUUUUAUCCGCAUUUACGGAGAAGGGCCAAGUCAAAGACGUCUGCCGAUCGCACUAGGAAUCGCUCUCUUUCACCAAGACCGUCAGGAAAACGCCAUCCAGACGCUCCGCUCAAGACUACAGUAUAUCGCCUGCCCGAAAACCACGACUCUAAGGGCAAAAUAAAAUACUUGAGCGUUAAGGGGCGGGCUUGUCAGCAUCUGGAACCGGUUAUAGACGGGUCAUGUAUGCGCAUAUCACACGAUCACUCACCGCUCUUACCGCGAUCUAGCAGCAAUUCUGUGACUGAAAUGACGUUUAGUGACUGUGACAGUCAGUCGGAAGAGCAAGAAUACGAAUAUUUCGAUGAUUUGCACGAACUUGUGACUUCCAUGGACGAACAGAGUCAUAUAUCGGGGAUCAGUAUUAUAGACGGCGAAAUGCGUGGGCCUAGGAGCCCUAACUCAUUACUCAACUCAUCCUCUAAUGGGGCUUCAAAUUUUGCCACCAGCAGAACUUCUUACCCCGAAGCUGCGGCGGUCUAUGACACACCGCAGUCCUCGUAUCCAAGGGCAAUUGCCAAGUCAAACGGACCGGUUGUUUACAGAGAUUCAGAGGAGAGUACUGCAGCUGUUGUUGUUAAACCUACCAAAGACAUUUACCCGAUGCUACAGGCCUCUCCCACUGAGCAGACUGCCGAAGAGGAUGUUUCAGCACUGCACCCUUUCUCGGGUCGAAUCCGCCGAAUCAGUGCCUUCAGUCAAAGCAGUUGUAGCGACGAGGCGUCCUCCAUAAAAUCGCUAGAGAACUUAUCAGUGCACGGACUUAAGCUGCUGGAUGACGAAGAAAUGAGUGUCAGUGACUUUCAUCAGUAUAUGAAAGCGAAAGGUCUCGAGUUGGAUCUGUCGUCUGUUCAGACAAGUGACGUAUGAUACUGGCUCCCAGCAGCUUAUAUACGACCCCAUUCAGUAUUCCUCUACGCUUUUUAUGUCAUGGCAGGGGAAAAUGGCAUCUACUUUUCUAGUUUACCACUUACCCUUUGUUGUAAGUGGAUAAAAUGGACUCGCUAUGGUGCUGUCAAUCUCUCUUUUUCUGUCCCACACCCUCUCAUUUUAUUCACACAUUCCACAGUGAGAACUGUUUACUGUGUAUUGUUCAUCACAGCGACACUGAUUCCAUUCCCUUUAUAGUGCAUGGUCCAUGCAGCGACAAAUGACCCAGUCGUCAUUGUGUGACGACCAAAAUUCGCUAUAUGAA
Liolophura sinensis is the source of this 4345-nucleotide messenger RNA. Its product is annotated as metabotropic glutamate receptor 1-like. Gene Ontology annotation, biological process: G protein-coupled receptor signaling pathway. Lineage: Eukaryota; Metazoa; Mollusca; Polyplacophora; Chitonida; Chitonidae. The record is from RefSeq and is a predicted model, not a curated record. Gene Ontology annotation, cellular component: membrane. Gene Ontology annotation, molecular function: G protein-coupled receptor activity.